AAUUUUUUCCUUACAUUCACCUGUAAUACCCAAGACUUAAGAAUUAAAAUUUUUUUUCUAAAUAUUUUAAAAUGAAAAUAAUAAUUAUCUUCGUUACACUUUUGGUUGUAAAUCAAGUGAUUGGUUCAUCGAUUGAAACUAAAAAUGAGACGGUUUUAUUAUUGGUGCGAAGCUUGAGUUCACAGUUGUAUGAUUUUUUAGAGUAUGAUUUAAGAGAAAUUAUGAGAUAUGGCAGUCCAGUUUUCGAUCCUUACGAACAGAGUCAACAAAAUUUUCAAUACAAUGAUAAUAAACUUUCAUUUAAAGGUACGUUUGAUGACUUUAGUGUAGAGAAUUUGUCAUACUAUAAUGUAAAAAAAGCAGACGUAGGUUUUUGGACACGUAAAGUUGAUGUUGAUUUAUAUUUUCCUUCAAUACUUUCUAGAGGAUAUUAUGAUGUUAAUUUUUAUUAUGGCAGUACUCCUUAUGUUGGAAAAGGACAAUACAAAGUGAAUCUAAAAGGUUUGCAAAUCUAUAUUGAAGCGUGGCUUUCCAUUUGGGGUGGACUUCAUGUCACAUAUCUCAAUACCUAUUUGUCCUUAGAGUAUUUUGAGUUUUCAGGGUCCAACAAAUUAUUAGACCAAAAUAACACAUUAAUUUGGAAUCAGAAAAUAUCUAAACUGGUACCAAAGAUAAUAAAAGAAGAUCACAAUGAAUUGGCAUCAUAUAUUUCAAAAAAAUUAAUUGUUUUUAUAAAUCAAAAUCUCUGAAAAAAAUUUACUAUC
Cotesia glomerata is the source of this 764-nucleotide messenger RNA. RefSeq lists its product as uncharacterized. Bases 72 to 749 code for a protein of 225 amino acids. The transcript is spliced from 5 exons. The record is from RefSeq and is a predicted model, not a curated record. NCBI's taxonomy places the organism in Eukaryota, Metazoa, Arthropoda, Insecta, Hymenoptera, Braconidae.